This is a messenger RNA of Panicum virgatum (switchgrass), 1236 nucleotides long. RefSeq names its product protein PIN-LIKES 7-like. The transcript is spliced from 10 exons. The record is from RefSeq and is a predicted model, not a curated record. The coding region runs from base 1 to 1236 and encodes 411 amino acids. NCBI's taxonomy places the organism in Eukaryota, Viridiplantae, Streptophyta, Magnoliopsida, Poales, Poaceae. Gene Ontology annotation, biological process: endoplasmic reticulum to cytosol auxin transport. Gene Ontology annotation, cellular component: membrane.
AUGAGGUUCUGGUCUCUGCUCAUCGUGGCAUGGCUGCCGGUUCUGCAGGUCCUCCUCGUAGGAUUGCUGGGUGCUCUUCUCGCAUCCAAUCGUUUAAACGUUCUCACAUCUGAUGCACGCAGGAACAUCAAUAAGAUUGUUUAUAUUGUCUUCGUUCCAUCGCUCGUCUUCUCUAGCUUGGCGAGCACUGUCACGCUCAAGGACAUCAUCUCCUGGUGGUUCAUGCCAGUGAACAUGGGCAUCAUAUUUCUGAUUGGAGCAGUUCUAGGAUGGGUGUCUGUCAAAGCCUUCAGACCCGGGGAACAUCUUCAGGGACUCGUCAUUGCUUGUUGCUCAUCAGGUAACUGGGGCACUAUCCCUUUGAUGAUUAUUCCAGCAAUUUGCAACGAGGUGGGCAGUCCCUUUGGGGACGCCAAUACCUGCAACUCUCUUGGUCUCUCCUAUGUCUCGUUAUCAAUGGCGCUCGGAAAUUUCUACAUAUGGACGCACAGCUACAGUGUCAUGAGGAGAUCUGCUAAACUGUACAAGGCAAAAUGCAAGAAUCAUCACACUCGGACCGAAGAACAUUUGGGUCAAGAUGCAACUGACGAUUAUGUGGCUUUUGUUCCACCGACUUCUGAAAAUUUUUCAGACGAUUGUGGCAACUCCAUUAGUUCCCCCUUGCCUUCAAAUGAUUUUAGAGAUAUCUUCUUGAGUUGCUACGUGAGAGCGACCAAGGAUUUGUUGGUAGAAGUACUGAAAGAACUGUGGUCACCACCAAGUAUAGCUGCGCUCGUGGGAUUCACUAUCGGCGCAAUAGACAAGAUGAAGUCACUUGUUACGGAAGAAAGUUCCCCACUUCGGGUAGUCCAAGAUACAACCAAAUUACUAGGAGAUGCAGCAAUUCCAUGCACCGUGCUGAUCCUCGGUGGAAACCUAACAAAAGGGAUAGGCAAGACGGUGAUCGAGCCUGUUGUGGUGAUAUCGAUCGUUGCCAUACGCUACUUCGUCCUCCCUGCCUGCGGCAUCGGCGUCGUCACCGCUGCCACCAAGCUUGGGUUCCUACCAAGAUCUCCCCUGUACCGCUAUGUGCUCCUGCUGCAGUCCACAGUUCCUCCAGCCAUGAGCAUUGGUAAUGCAACUCAGCUGUUUGACGUUGGGGAAGAGGAGUGCUCUAUCAUCUUCCUGUGGACGCAUCUGGUUGCUGCCCUGGCUCUCACGCUUUGGUCGACGGUGUUCUUGUCGCUCGUGCUGUGA